Xyrauchen texanus (razorback sucker) is the source of this 1482-nucleotide messenger RNA. It is a transcript of the gene hmx1, whose product is annotated as H6 family homeobox 1. The transcript is spliced from 2 exons. NCBI's taxonomy places the organism in Eukaryota, Metazoa, Chordata, Actinopteri, Cypriniformes, Catostomidae. Gene Ontology annotation, cellular component: nucleus. Bases 314 to 1198 code for a protein of 294 amino acids. Gene Ontology annotation, biological process: negative regulation of DNA-templated transcription; regulation of transcription by RNA polymerase II. The record is from RefSeq and is a predicted model, not a curated record. Gene Ontology annotation, molecular function: DNA-binding transcription factor activity, RNA polymerase II-specific; RNA polymerase II transcription regulatory region sequence-specific DNA binding.
CUGAGGCACGAUCAAAAGCGAAGGCGAAUUGGAGGCCGGUAAUACCCUUUCAUGAGUAAUCCCAUUUGCUAUUUUGAUCGUCCAAUAGCAGAAUGCCCUCGGCUUGUCAACCAUUUGACUUGACUUGGAUUUUUCUUUACUACAUCUCAGCUUCUCGCUGUGCUGGCGCCGUGGACGCACGAAGGAUUUAAUCCCAUUGAAGAGAUGAUUGAGCGGGGAAGUCAGGGGGAAAUAGAUUCGUUACUUUUUGCCUAGAAGUAUUCGCGAAUCACCCGGCAAUUGCGGUACAUUGCGGUGUAUUUUUGCAGAAGAAAUGCAUGAAAAAAGCCCUUUACGGCAUACUUCGACCACAUCGAGGAGCACGUCGUUUUUCAUCGAGAAUUUACUUGGCUCUUGUAGGACAGAACCGCCUGUCAGUCCCAUAAAUGACAACGAUGGCACGGCGAGUAAAAGAGAGAUGGUUCUUAAAGGCAACAUUGAAGCGCAUCGGACAGAAAUGUGCCAAACAACUAGUACAGGCUUCAGGACUGAGAUGUGCCGGAACACACGGUCACCUCUGGAGUGGUACGCGCGGGACACAUCACACUUAAAAGCUCAAGAGCUACCAGAGAGUCCAAGAGAGGAAACCCGCAGUUUCGAUGAACAUUGUCACUCCGUCUCCAGCGACAGGGAUACCCCCGUGGCCUCAGAACAUCUUGAUGGAGCAGUGGGCCGAAAAACAAACGAUGGUGAGGACGCACAGCAUCUCUUCGAGGGGCGUUCAGGCCCCGACACUACCGAGCCAGGUUCGGCCCGGAAGAAAAAGACCCGGACUGUGUUCAGCAGAAGUCAAGUCUUCCAGCUAGAAUCAACGUUCGACAUGAAGAGAUACCUGAGCAGCUCUGAGCGCGCGGGCCUUGCGGCCUCCCUGCACCUGACCGAGACGCAGGUGAAAAUCUGGUUCCAGAACCGCCGAAAUAAAUGGAAAAGACAAUUGGCCGCAGAUUUAGAGGCUGCGAACUAUAACCACAGCCCCCAACGGAUUGUACGAGUGCCCAUCUUGUACCACGAUAAAACGGCACUCAUGUCGUCACUAGGUUUUAACAUCUCCCAAGUCUCGCCGCCAAUCAUGGGCUUCUCGAAUUCCGUAAACUAUCCAUUGACAUCAUUUGCUCAUUCAAUGAAUUUAUUCACAUCUCAAAUGACAGGCAUUGUCUGACUUUGGGUGAUGGACACAUGCAUAGAGGUGCCCAAAUGAAGAUGUUCAGUAAUGAUUUUGAAUGGUGCAAUAACUGGAAACUGCAGUCUUUGUGUCUGCUGCAUCCAAAGAGAACACCUAUCAUGAUUAGCAUCAUGAGAGAAAGACACAAGUUUGUGUUUUAUUGUCACUGUUGUCUGUCUAUAAUAUUUAGUCUGUGCAUGGGGGCCCUCGCAUAUGUAAAUAUAAGGGCAACACUUGCUUUGUGCAAAUAUAUUUUUAUUCAGAAACGCCAGUUUAAAAUG